Closterium sp. Yama58-4 is the source of this 2463-nucleotide messenger RNA. NCBI's taxonomy places the organism in Eukaryota, Viridiplantae, Streptophyta, Zygnematophyceae, Desmidiales, Closteriaceae. The record is from the annotation of a GenBank genome assembly.
AUGCGCAUGGGAGAGUCAGGUAUAGGGGUGGCAGGGGCGGGAGAGGCAGGGGAGUUGGGUUUCGUGUUGCAGGGGCCCCAGCAGCAGCAGAGCGUGUGGAUGGAGAGGGACCCGUUAGUGAGUGAUCCGUUUGAGGAGGAGGAGCUGGGAUUCGAGUGUGAGGUGGGGGAGGAGCCGCAGCAGCAGGGCGUGUGGGCGGAGGGAGGGGCUGGGUUUGCAAGUGAGGAGGAAUUCGAGGACUUUGUGAGGGAGGCAAGCGAUUUCUCUGCACAGGCCUCUGCUCUGCGAAUAGGGCUUAUCGCGCUUAUGGAUGAGGAGAGUCCGUCUGGUGCCUCUGCUGCUGCUGCUUCUGCUGCUCGCGGUGGUGCUGGUGGUGACGCUGGUGCUACUGCUGGCGCUUCUGCUGCGGCUCCAGCCACUUCCUCCCUUGAAGCCGCCGCAGCGUCAUCAGCACCUAUACCUCCUGCUUUCUCAUCAGCCACAGUGGCAGCGGUAGCUCCUGCAGUAUCUGCCACUUGUGCAGCACCUGUGCCCGCUGCUAGCGAGCGCCUAGAUUCGCAAGUACUGGAUUCUCUAGGCAAGCCGUCUGCCAGGCGGUUUCCUGCUGACUACACUGGUUACGAUGAUCCUGGUGGUUACAGUUCCUAUGCUGGCUAUAAUGGCUACAGUGGCUACGGCAGUGAAUACGGUGCUAGUAUUACUGCUAACGCUGAUAACGGUGCUGCUGCUGCAUCUGCCAAUGGUGGCGAUGGUGGGAGCAGCAGCGGGUAUGCUGCCUCCUCUUUGGCAGACAGGCUUGACAAACCUCACAUGCCUCUCUGCACCUUGCCACGAGUGGAGGCUGCUGCAGGCGCCUGCUGUGCUCGUGGCCCCUCCUGCCCCUUCCCCCAUGGGGACCUCUGCCCCCACUGCGGCCGCUACUGCCUGCACCCGGCCAGACCCACAGAACGGGAGGAGCACAUGAAAGAGUGUUUGCGGUUACAGAGGAAGGUGCAAGCGUUGAAGCUAAGCUCAGAGAUUGAGUGCAGCGUGUGCCUGGAGCGCGUGCUGGGGAAGGCCCGCCCUGCCGACCGCAAGUUUGGCAUUCUCUCGCACUGCGACCACCCCUUCUGUGUGGCGUGCAUUCGCAACUGGCGGGCUGCUGGGCAGCAGGAGAGUGGCGAGUCAGUGCCUCUGGACCUCGACAACGCAGUGCGGGCCUGCCCUGUGUGCCGCGUGCGAUCACACUUUGUCACUCCCAGUGUGGUGUGGUUCUUCAGUGAAGAGGAGAAGCAGGCAAUCAUCGAAGGAUACAAGAGAAAGCUCAAGAGCACUGACUGUCGCUAUUUCAACUACGGCAAUGGCCAGUGCCCCUUUGGCACCAGCUGCUUUUACAAGCACGCAUAUCGGGAUGGGCGGCUGGAGGAGGUGAAAUUGCGGCACUUGUCUUCUGCUGAUGGGAGCGCUGUCAUUUCAAGAGACAUCAGGUUGUCUGAUUUCUUGGCGCUCGUCGCAUGCCGUCGCGCGGCGGCCGUCGUGCUUCUGGUGGAAGGCAAGGAGUGCUUAACGGAGCACCUAGAAGCGAACGAGGCGGUGACGGGAAGCUUCGUGGUUAUUGACGUGGACAGCGCGUGGCUUAGCGAGGCUGGAACCAUCGACUUCGAGAUCAUAGGCCCGCAUAAUCUAAAACUCUACAGUGCGAAGCGCAAGGCAGAGGACAAUUUCCAGUUCCGGUCCAUGUACUCGGGCGACUACAGCUUCUGCAUGGAUAACACGGACCACAUGGCUGCUACUGUGCAGCUGAGCUACCACAUCGGGCACAAACCACACACCCAUGAGGUGGCCAAAGAUGAGCACAUGCAGGGAGUGCUUGGGCAGGUGGAGUCAAUCCGGUCUGGCCUGGUUCUCGUGCAGCAGGAUCAGGCUUACUUCCAAGCCCGCGAUGAACGACGUCGGAGAACAAAUGAGAGCACCAAGCAGCGUGUAUUUUGCCGGCCGUCCGAUGGCCGACGCGAGACCGCUUUUGUGUUGUCCGGAAAUAAGAGCGGAAAAUUCGCCAGUGGCUCCGUUUCCCAGCAGACCAACGUGACACUACCGAGGAUUAAGCUUACAUCGAAGCCUCCACGCCAGCCCGCGUCGCAGCGGCUGUCUGUGCGAGCCUCGGCAGUUUCGAGGGACGGCGGCUCUCGCGAGGUGUGGGAGCUGCCGCCGUCGUGGAGCGACUUUCCCAUUGUGCGCACUAUCGCGGGCGUGGCGGUACUCUUCGCGAUAGAGCGCGCGCUCGCCGCCAGUGUGCGCGCCUACAGCUUCCCCGUGCCCGCGCCCGUGCUGAUGCUGGCAGGAAUUGGCGCGCUUAUGGCGACCGGGCUGAAAGAGGCGGAGUUGGUGUACGAUUGGUGCUACCCAGCCAUCUCGUUCUUCGACCAAUGGAUGCCACUCUUCUUCGUCCCCUCCGUGGUAAGCCCUUCGUCCCCUCCGUGGUAA